AUGACCGAGGCUAGCAAGCGUCUGCAAGCCACCCUAGGGGGUUUUUCAAUGGUCACAGCCCUUACCCAGGGUGCCAUCAACAAUGCCAUGGCCGCCCUGGUGACAGCUCAGCCUGAAAUGGCCCACAUUGACUGCUCCACCAACAGAGGCGACUCCAUCAAAGGCACCAUUGCGGAGCCUUUGGUCUCACUGAAAGUCAUAGGCGAAACACAUACUGAGCUGGAAUAUACUACUCGAUUUGUCUCGGGAACAUUGCACUUCGACUACGGGGAAGGGGAGAAGAGUUUCGACGUGGCAAACUGGGAAAUUGCGUUCGACGUGGAUUGGGACACUACCGACAUCGAGGAGGGCUCCGAGGAGAACAAGAGAGUCAAGGCUGCGAUCGAUCAGGCAGGAGACUACUCCAUCAAGUCCCUCUUUCUGGUAUUCAACUUGGGGGACAUUAUCAAGCCCAAUCUUGACCACUGCAAUUUUCAAGGAGCAGACCUUGAAAGUGAUGACAUUCUUUACAUCGCAGCAAUUCUGGCCAAAUGGUAUAUCGAUGAAGGACCCAUGACCGACCGACAAAACCGCACUAUCGGCUACGGGUUGCACACGAGUGAUCCAUCAUCCGUCAAUGAGGACGCGGCCACAUUCCCUCCGACUUCAUUGAAGUUUCAGACCUACGGGUACAUAGCCCCAGGCAAAACAGAGCCAGACGAGGGCAUCGGCGCUGGUGACAACAACAUGCUGCUGUAUCUGCAAAUGACCGACAAUCAGGCCUUUCCUUCUGAUCCUUUCCUUGCAUAUUCCGGAAAUUUUGCAGCAGCCGGAAUGGAUGGCACGAUGGCUAUUGACAGAAGCAUCAUCUGGGACAGCUAUCUCCUGCGGACGACGAGUGAACUUCUCAACACCCUCAACCAUGCCACAUACGUCUGGGUUAAGACUGCUGAUGUUGACUCAACCACGAACCCUAAUUGGGAAAUUGGUAUUGGAGAUUCAAUUCAUUCAGCUUCUCCAGAUUUCUUCUCUUGGAAUCCUACUGGCACCAUGUCGUGGUCUUGGGGACUUCCACAGAAGGAGUCCGAGCAGCACUCCAAGAAAGAAGGGUGGAAUGGCAACAGCUAUGGCAGAAUCACCGUUGACUGCACCACUAGUAACACUAUGUCCACCAAAUCCGGAUCCAAUAUAAUCCAGAUCGGUGGGAAAUCGGAUAUCAAGGUUAGUGUUAGCUGCGGCCAUGAGUCGGUGACUUUACCCUGGGCCACUGAGUAUGGUGUCCAUGUAUGGCUUGAAUGGAGCACAACAAUCACUAUGAAAGGAGAAGACAGUGGUGGCCUACGAAUGGAGCUUGAUCUGAGCGACAACGUCUUCAAGGUGGACAAUGACCCAAUCUCAUUCUUUGGGUCCCAGAUAGGCGUUACAAAGUCCGAUGUAGAAAGACGACAAGGUGCACUCCAGGAUAAUCUGAAAGAGGCUCUGAAGAACUCGGCCCUGCAGAGCGUGGAGGAGGCCCUCCAAACAAACCUCAACAGCACAGCCCGGUUCGUGGUUCCUGGUCAGGGCACCUUCUCCUACAAGGAUCCCGUCUUUAAUGACAAUGGGGACCUGCUUAUCGAGGUUGGCUAUAUACAGUAG
Aspergillus vadensis CBS 113365 is the source of this 1617-nucleotide messenger RNA. RefSeq lists its product as uncharacterized. The record is from RefSeq and is a predicted model, not a curated record. The transcript has 7 exons. Bases 1 to 1617 code for a protein of 538 amino acids. NCBI's taxonomy places the organism in Eukaryota, Fungi, Ascomycota, Eurotiomycetes, Eurotiales, Aspergillaceae.